AAAUCGAAGGCAUUUAGGUAGCUAGGGUUUUAUCAUCGUCUUCCUCACUCUCUCUGGUCUCUGCGCUACAAUCACCAAAAAAGGAAGAACAAUUCGAAUCUGAUCGGAAUAUGGUUGGCUUUGAAAUCGGCGCAGUACCGUUCAACCCAGACGGAUGGGGCCCACCGGAUUCGAGCACCGGCGGCUCGAUCUCCCUCCCUAACCAGCCUUCCAAUGUGCCGUUCGCUCCCUUCUCCCGCUCGGAGAGGAUUGGGAGAAUCGCCGAUUGGACUCGGACUCUGUCGAACCCGGGCCGGCCCGGUGCGAACUCGAAGCAGGGCCACGCGGACUCUGCGUUCGACUUCUCGACUGACGACUCUUUCGCUACGCUAGCCGCCGACGAGGAUUCCUCCUUCCGCCUCGUCGAUACGGCCGCGAAGUCUCACCACCACGGCCAGCACCGUCCCAGGUUCAACCCUAGGUGGCGAUUCAAUCCGCACCACCAGCGCUCUCAGCUCCCUCAGCGCCGUGACGAGGAGGUGGAGGCUCGCAAGCGCGAGGCCGAGAAGGAACGAGCCCGCCGUGACAGGCUCUACAAUCUCAACCGCUCCGGUAUCAAUGCCGGCCAACGCCGCGAGUCUUCGGUGUUCAAGUCCUCCGUCGAUAUCCAGCCAGAAUGGAACAUGCUUGAUCAGAUCCCCUUCUCCACCUUCACGAAGCUCUCCUUUUCUGUUCCGGAACCGGAAGAUUUACUUAUCUGCGGUGGCCUGGAGUUCUAUGACCGCUCAUUCGAUCGAAUUACUCCAAGGAAUGACCGCCGUCUUGAACGAUUUAAGAACCGCAAUUUCUUCAAGGUAACCACCACAGAUGACCCUGUUAUACGCCGCUUAGCUAAUGAGGAUAAAGCCACUGUUUUUGCUACCGAUACUAUUCUAUCGACCUUAAUGUGCGCCCCUAGAUCGGUUUAUUCAUGGGAUAUAGUGAUUCAGAAGGUUGGAAACAAAUUAUUCUUUGAUAAACGUGAUGGAUCGCAGCUGGACUUGCUUUCUGUUCAUGAGACUUCCCAGGAACCCUUGCCUGAUGUUAAGGAGGAUAUCAAUUCAGCUUAUUCAUUGAGUGUGGAGGCAGCAUAUAUAAACCAAAAUUUCUCCCAACAAGUGUUGGUAAGGGAUGGGAAUAAGCUCACAUUUGAGGAGCCCAACCCAUUUGCCACAGAGGGUGAGGAGGUAGCAUCAGUAGCUUACAGGUAUCGGAGGUGGAAGUUGGAUGAUGAUAUGUAUUUGGUGGCCCGGUGUGAGGUCCAGAGUGUGGUGGAAGUGAACAAUCAGAGAUCAUUCUUGACUGUGAAUGCCCUGAAUGAGUUUGAUUCUAAGUAUUCCGGAGUUGACUGGAGACAGAAGCUGGAGACUCAGAGGGGUGCGGUUUUAGCUACUGAGUUGAAGAACAAUGCUAAUAAAUUAGCGAAAUGGACUGCACAGGCACUCUUGGCUAGUGCUGACAUGAUGAAAUUGGGAUAUGUUUCCCGUGUUCAUCCCAGGGAUCACUUUAACCAUGUAAUAUUGGCUGUGGUGGGGUAUAAGCCUAGAGACUUUGCAGCACAAAUCAAUUUGAAUACGUCUAAUAUGUGGGGAAUAAUGAAGAGUAUUGUCGACCUGUUUAUGAAAUUGAAGGAUGGGAAGUAUGUACUUGUUAAGGACCCAUCCAAGCCCCAAGUGAGAAUAUACGAGGUUCCUCCAGAUGCGUUUGAAAAUGAUUAUGUUGAGGAACCUUUGCCGGAGGACGAACAGGUGCAGCCACCUGGUGAAGAUGCGGACACUGGUGAGGCAAAUGGUGUUGCAAAUGAUGUAGAGGAUAAGGAAGUCAGCACUGAAGCUGCUGCUGCUUAAGGGUAAGAGCAUAUUUCAUCUUGCUAUCCUGAAAGGUGGUCAUCUGGACUGUACUUCCACCAUUUUGCACUAAUUUAUGAUUGUUUUUUUAGUUGUUUUGGUUCAAGAGGAUAGAAACUGUCAUGUGUUAGGCUUUUUUACCUUUCACUAUCUAUUUCUUUUUGCUUAGAGAAAUGAUAAUGACUAGUUUGCUGAAAUUUGAGCUCCUGCAUGUCUACUCCUAUUGAGUGGUACAUUUUG
Messenger RNA from Ipomoea nil (Japanese morning glory), 2105 nucleotides. RefSeq names its product eukaryotic translation initiation factor 3 subunit D-like. The record is from RefSeq and is a predicted model, not a curated record. Bases 111 to 1865 code for a protein of 584 amino acids. The transcript has a single exon. Gene Ontology annotation, molecular function: translation initiation factor activity. Gene Ontology annotation, cellular component: eukaryotic translation initiation factor 3 complex; cytoplasm. Gene Ontology annotation, biological process: translational initiation. NCBI's taxonomy places the organism in Eukaryota, Viridiplantae, Streptophyta, Magnoliopsida, Solanales, Convolvulaceae.